Molecule: messenger RNA, 2448 nt
Organism: Mytilus trossulus (common blue mussel)
Lineage: Eukaryota; Metazoa; Mollusca; Bivalvia; Mytilida; Mytilidae
Exons: 7
Coding region: 1-2448 (815 amino acids)
Biological process (GO): signal transduction
Molecular function (GO): protein binding
Source: RefSeq, a predicted model, not a curated record
AUGGAAGAUACUUCAACAACCGACGAUCUUCCUAAUGAAAAUGAAAGUGGUCAUAUAAGUGAUAUAGAACAACAAAACCCAACCCAAAUGCUGACAGAAGAAUUAAUAACUUUAGAUGAGGUUUCCAUUUUAACAGAGAAAGAUGUCAGGACGAAGUCAGAACAACUGGAGGCUAGUAUACCUAAAGUUGAACUAAGGAAGUUAUUUUCGUGUCGCAAAAUUUCAAACCAUACAGCUAUAUCCAUUCAUAAAGACGUAUUGAAGGAGCUUAAAGAUGGGAAAUAUAAGAUGGAAAUUGCUCCUUCUGACCUUGUUGACUUCGGUGGACAACGGUCAUUUGAUAUGACUCAUCAAUUAUUUAUUCAGCACAAAGGAACCUUCGUCCUAAUGUUUGAUGGAAGCAUAGGUUUAUACAAACCGCUGAAGGAAUACCCACAAGGCAUUUUCACAGCAGCAUCAAUCCUUACUCAUUGGGUCAAUUCAAUCCUUGCGUAUUGUGGAGAUAGUGAUGACAUAAUGCCAAUAAUAGUAUUUGCCGCUACGCAUAGUGACCAUUUUAAAGAGAGAGAACUGAAACAAAAAGCAAAAGAGUAUACAGAAGAACUGACGAAAAUUUUCAGCGCACAUAAACAUAUCAAACAUAUUGUUUGUGGUAGAGUAUUUUUCAUAAAUGCUACCAAUAAAAACGAUCCUGAAAUCGAAAAUCUUACAGAUCAUCUGGUUGAAAUUGCCUUUCAGCAGCCAUCAUGGGGAGAAAGGAAGCCCAUAGCUUGGGUUCCAUUGGAAAUGGUUAUUUCCGAAAUGAAGUCGCGCGAUGUCAAACUGAUAACCAAAGCAGAGAUGAAAUCUCUGAACGAAUCCCACAAUGAUUUCAUCCUGAAUGAUAUUCAGUUUGAACAUUUCCUGAACAUUCAACACUCCCUUGGUAAACUUCUCUAUUUUGCCUUUCCUGGAAUCAAUGACUUCAUUGUUCUGCAACCGCCAGCUAUGGUAAAUAUUCUUCGGUCAUUUGUCACGGAUGAAUGUUUCUGGCCAAAGAAAAAGAAUCUAGCAAAGAUCCACAAAGAUCUUCAUGACAGUGGCUCCAUUACCAAAAGUGAUCUUUUUCAACUAUGGAAUCAGAUGCCUUUUAAUGAGAUAAUGCCUGACGAUGACUUUAAGGAAUACAUUCUACAGGUUCUUAUUCAUCUUGAUAUUCUGAUUGAACCCAAACGUCACAAAGAGGGAAAAUCCAUGUCAAAUAGUUACCUUGUGCCUUGUAUUGUCAAAGCUUUAGCUCCAUCCAACUUUAUAGAUAAGGAGGUUAUUGGAGACAGAACAUUAUGUUUAGCAUAUGAAAUGACUGAUCUGUCUGAUCCGUCUGCUUUAUCAUUCAAGUUAAUUGCUUCAGCUUUGGUCAUGUGGCCACUAAAAGAAGAAGAUGGUCGUCCUUGUCUAUAUUAUCAGUCAGCGUUGAUGAAUGUUGAUGAACGAAAUGAACUCCGUAUACUGAUUGAAGGACAGCGUGUAAUGGUGUACCUCACAAAUGCAGAAUCAAUACAUUUGAUAUCACCAGAUGUGGCGGCUAGCAUUCAAGAGUGUCUAACAUUAGCAUUGACCAACAUUCUCAAGUUUUACCUUCAGAGUUCCGGAAAGUUCACAGUCAACCUAGAUGUGUCCUGUUAUUUCAAAACAAAAGUUGGAUUGAUUUGUCAUGAAGAGGUUUGCUUAGUUUCGUUGUCGGCAGUUCAACGACACAAAAAAUGGACAUGCAAGCACGAAGUAAAGCAUCAUAGGAAAUAUCCAAUGUACUGGAUAUUUGACAGGAAAAAAGAACGUUGUCCUCUCAGUUGCAGAGGUCUUGAGAGAGAUGCCCUUAAAUUAUCUCCAAAUGACCAACAUUUAGUUCGAUUAGCGAAGCAAAUAGAAGUUAGCGUGUUUGGUCAAUUUCUUAUUUACCUUGGACUGACAACUGCAGAAUGGGAAGGAAUUAUAUAUCAAUAUGACAGAAAUGGAGAACUCGGCAAGAAGCUCAUGGCCUUAUAUGAGUGGAAAAAGAAGAGAGAAUCGAAUCUGCAACUAGUUAGAUUGAAGGAUGUAUCUAAAGCUUUAAAAAAAGUUGACAGGCAACAUUAUCUUUGCCAGAUUCUGAGAGAAGAUACCUGUCUUAUGGACAUUGCAGACAGUCGGUUACAAGAGGUGCCUGCUGAUGAAGUUCUAAACAGACUGCCGAAACACAUAGGAAACUGUGUCAUACAGCUUGGUAUUGAAUUAGGACUCAGUUUCAAUAGUAUCGAGGAAACCAUGCAUAACCACUUUAAGGACAUGUAUAGUCAGAUAUAUGACAUUUUGAGGAAAUGGAAGCAAUCCAGCAAAAUAAAACCAACCAUAUAUAAAUUGAUGCUUGCUCUCCAAUGUACAGAUUCUGGCGGACUUACAUUUUUAAGAGACGAAUAUUUGCAUCCUUAA